Messenger RNA from Coffea arabica (coffee), 368 nucleotides. NCBI's taxonomy places the organism in Eukaryota, Viridiplantae, Streptophyta, Magnoliopsida, Gentianales, Rubiaceae. The record is from RefSeq and is a predicted model, not a curated record.
CCAAAUCUUGAGUUCAUAAACCAAGUUGUGUGAGGAAAACAAAAAUGGGUUCCGACGCAAUUCUCUUCCUAUGCCUUUUGGCUGUAGUUCUGAUGAUUGCCUCGGAGGUGACAGCCACGGAUUUGGCCGAAAAUACCAAUGCAGCAAAGAAGAGUACUAAUGGCCCGGAAGAAUCCAAGUACCGUGGCCGGCGGUGGAUAUGGUGGAUACCCCGGGUCCAAAACAUUAAGGGCAAGAUAAGCAACUCAUUUGGUAUCAGUCCACGAUUGAAGCAUGAUAUCUAUGUAAUUAUGGGAAUGCAAAAAGGUAUGUUUCCUCCUCAAUACCUAGGUUUACCACUUAUUAGUACUUGAUUAAGACUAACUGAU